ACCGUGUCCCCGUUUCCCAGCAGCGCCCAGGGAUGCCCCCCGGGAGCAGGAUGCCCAUGGCAGGGCUGCAGGUGGGGCCCCCAGGAGCCCCCCCGUACGGAGCAGCGACCCCGCUGAGGCCCGGCCUGCCCCAGGCCAUGAUGGAUCCGUUCAGGAAGCGCCUGCUGACCCCCCAGGCACAGCCACCCAUGGCCACCCCCAGGAGAGGGGUGAAGAGGAGGAAGAUGGCUGACAAGGUGCUGCCACAGAGGAUCCGGGAGCUGGUCCCAGAAUCCCAGGCCUACAUGGACCUCCUGGCCUUCGAGCGCAAGCUGGACCAAACCAUUGCUCGGAAGAGGAUGGAGAUCCAGGAGGCCAUCAAGAAACCCCUGACGCAAAAGCGGAAGCUCAGGAUUUACAUCUCCAACACCUUCACCCCGGCCAAGGAGGAAGGAGAGGGCGGGGAGCGUGUGGCCUCCUGGGAGCUCCGUGUGGAGGGGAAGCUGCUGGAGGAUCCCAGCAAGCAGAAGAGGAAGUUUUCCUCCUUCUUCAAGAGCCUUGUGAUCGAGCUGGACAAGGAGCUCUACGGGCCGGACAAUCACCUGGUGGAGUGGCACCGGAUGCCCACGACCCAGGAGACCGACGGCUUCCAGGUGAAGCGUCCUGGGGAUGUCAACGUGAAGUGCACCCUGCUGCUCAUGCUGGACCACCAGCCCCCCCAGUACAAGCUGGACCCACGGCUGGCUCGGCUGCUGGGGGUGCACACCCAGACCAGAGCCAGCAUCAUGCAGGCCCUGUGGCUCUACAUCAAACACAACAAACUGCAGGACAGCCACGAGAAGGAGUUCAUCAACUGCAACCGCUACUUCCGCCAGAUCUUCAACUGUGUCCGCAUGCGCUUCUCCGAGAUCCCCAUGAAGCUGGCAGGGCUCCUGCAGCACCCGGACCCCAUCAUCAUCAACCACACCAUCAGUGUGGACCCCAAUGACCAGAAGAAGACGGCCUGCUACGACAUCGACGUGGAGGUGGACGAUCCCCUCAAAGCCCAGAUGAGCAAUUUCCUGGCUUCCACCACCAACCAGCAGGAAAUUGCCUCCCUGGAUGCCAAGAUCCACGAGACCAUCGAGUCCAUCAACCAGCUGAAGACACAGAGGGAUUUCAUGCUGAGCUUCAGCAACAACCCCCAGGAUUUCAUACAGGAAUGGAUCAAAUCCCAGAGGAGGGACCUCAAGAUCAUCACGGAUGUGAUCGGGAACCCCGAGGAGGAGCGGCGGGCCGAGUUCUACCAACAGCCCUGGGCGCAGGAGGCCGUGGGCAGGCACAUCUUUGCCAAGGUCCAGCAGCGCCGGCAGGAACUGGAACAAGUGCUCGGGAUCCGCCUCACUUAAGGCGGGCGGGGCCCGGGGCCGCUCCCGCCCCGCUGCCCGAGCCGGACGGUACCGACUGGAAGCCACAGCACUUGCACAAACCCGAUGUGCCUGGAGGGAUGGGAGCCCCCCCCGGGGCUCCCCGGGCCGAGCACAGCGGGGUCCCCGCUCCCCCCAGGCCCCCGCAGCGCCUCCUCCGCUUCGCAUCGCGCCCUCCCCGCGCAGCCCCCGCGGCUCUCCCGCUCCCAGCGCCCCUCCGGGAGCCGGGGAGCGCUGCCCGGGCCCGGGGAGGAGCUGCCAGCUCCACCCCGAGCCCAGCCCGCCCCGCCCUGCCCCUCUUCAACCAAAGUUCGUCAUUCCAAACGCCAGCUCCCCCCGGCCCCCGACGUUUUGCACUAUUUUUGUGAACAGGUUUUAUAUAAAAAGAAAAACCACGAGAAAAAAAAAAAAAAAAAAA
This is a messenger RNA of Parus major (Great Tit), 1803 nucleotides long. RefSeq names its product SWI/SNF related, matrix associated, actin dependent regulator of chromatin, subfamily d, member 2 (gene SMARCD2). Gene Ontology annotation, cellular component: nucleus; SWI/SNF complex. Gene Ontology annotation, biological process: regulation of transcription by RNA polymerase II. The record is from RefSeq and is a predicted model, not a curated record. The transcript has 12 exons. Lineage: Eukaryota; Metazoa; Chordata; Aves; Passeriformes; Paridae. Bases 33 to 1367 code for a protein of 444 amino acids.